Molecule: messenger RNA, 1443 nt
Organism: Cavia porcellus (domestic guinea pig)
Lineage: Eukaryota; Metazoa; Chordata; Mammalia; Rodentia; Caviidae
Product: granulocyte-macrophage colony-stimulating factor receptor subunit alpha-like
Exons: 11
Biological process (GO): cytokine-mediated signaling pathway
Cellular component (GO): membrane; external side of plasma membrane
Molecular function (GO): cytokine receptor activity; protein binding
Source: RefSeq, a predicted model, not a curated record
GCUCCUGCUGUCCACAGCCUGGUUGCUUCCGUCUCUGCAGCCCAGCACCACCAUGCGAGCGCCCUCUCACCCCGCCCUUCUGUUCCCAGGACCCGGCCCUGCGGGAGCCCCGGGUGCAUCCCUCGUGCUGUGCUGCUGCUGCUGCUGCUGUGUCUGGGGCCGGCCGUGCUCCUCACCGGGGAGCAGCUGGGUCGGGACCCGGCCCUCGGGCUGAACGUGACCUUCGACCCCAAGUCCUGGACGCUGUCUUGGAACUGUCCGGAAAAUGCCACCAACUUCAGAUGCAAAAUUAUUCCCAAGAAUGCUGACGUCAUUGAACUAAAGCCCAGGGGACGUGCCUGCACCUGCACCCUCAAGUACUUCCCGCUGCACCGAGGGGUGACGUUUGAGGUCCACGCCACCGUCCAGGGAAGGCCCGUCCGGGAGGAGCUGCAGUACCCCAACCCAGGGCUGAACCGCACGGCCGCCGACACCUUCUCCUGCUUCAUCUACGACGCCAGCUACCUGAACUGCUCGUGGGCGCGGGGCCCCGCGGCACCCCGUGACGCCCAGUAUUUCCUGUUCAUCACCAACACCAGGACGCGCAGGCAGCAGGAGUGUCCCCUCUACUCUCCGGCUGCGGGGACGCACACCGGCUGCCACCUGCGGGACCGCUCGCUCUUGGGCUUCGAGAAUUAUUUCCUGCUGACGGGGACCAGCGCGGGCACCCCGAUCCAGUUUUACGACGCCAUCUUUAAUGUAAAAGAAAUCGAGCGAAUGAGCCCGCCCACCAACGUCACCGUGCACUGCAAUGAAUCCCACUGCUGUGUGGGGUGGAAACGGCCCCAGACCUGGACCAGCCUGUCCCACAGGGAUUUCCAGUACCAGCUGGACAUCCAGAGAUCGAAUGCCGGGCCUGGCAGCAGGAAUCCCCCGGUGGACGUGGCCGGCCAGGCAGACAACCAGUACAGCAUCCCCAGCCCUCAGCCCCGCGCCAGGCACACGGUGCAGAUCCGCGUGAGAGACGUGCGCAGCGGGCCGUGGAGCUCGUGGAGCCAGCCCGUGGAGUUCGGCUCCGACACCUGGCAGCCCCGUGCCCUGAGCCUCUACAUCCCAGUGGUGCUGGGCACCGUCAUGUGUGCCCUAGUCCUGGGCUUCCUGUUUAAAAGGUUCUUCUCCGCCCACGGCCUGUGCCCCCGCAUCCCGCACGUCAAGGACAAGCUGAACAGUGUGGAUGGGGUCGCCGCUCAGGUGCCCUGGGAGGACAUGGUGCCCAGCGCCAGGAAGGCCAGCCCCGAGGACGUCCUGGUGGUGCAGGAGGUGUCCUGAGCCUGUGAGGACACCAGCAUGGCUGCGAGCACAGCAGGCAGACGCGGGAGCCCGCAGCGUCCUCAUACGUGGGGCUUUGCUGUGUGGAGCAUUGGUGUGGCUUUGUUUUUUAAGAAAAUGUUCUUUUGCAAAGGA